CCAAGUAUGAUCGAUCUGCUGUCGGACUUAUGGAGAGAGUGCCGACCAUAAAUCUCCGCUAUAUCUCUUCGGCCCUUGCGCGUGUGUCAUAUGGCCACGCGAUUGCUAAGUUUUCUUAUCUACAUCUGCUCCGGGCCUCUCUCGAGCGCGCAGAGCCGCUGUAGCCAGGAAUUGUUGUUGGUUGCACUGCACCACAGCAUAAUGCGGACCGCAUCUGGGUCAUUUCUUGGUUCCGCUACCUCGAUAUGGGUUAAUAACCAGGCUAUCCGUUUUAGCUGGCCUCCUACGCGUCGAGAUCGGCAUUCAAAUUGGACCGGGGCGUUGCGGGUGUUUUUUUAGCUGUUAUUGGUUCGACAGUGACGCAUACCAGUCUUGGUGCCGCUCUGUCUUCCAGGAACUCUGCAUUCUACGGUUGUUACAACAAAUGAGCGUUCUCACAAAAAAAGUGACGUUUCACCCGGUCUUCAA
Suillus subalutaceus is the source of this 468-nucleotide messenger RNA. RefSeq lists its product as uncharacterized. Lineage: Eukaryota; Fungi; Basidiomycota; Agaricomycetes; Boletales; Suillaceae. The transcript has a single exon. Bases 91 to 339 code for a protein of 82 amino acids. The record is from RefSeq and is a predicted model, not a curated record.